Molecule: messenger RNA, 603 nt
Organism: Dibothriocephalus latus
Lineage: Eukaryota; Metazoa; Platyhelminthes; Cestoda; Diphyllobothriidea; Diphyllobothriidae
Source: the annotation of a GenBank genome assembly
AUGAAGGUGGCCAUGGAGGCCAUUUCAUCUCACCUUCUCACUGCUACUGCUGUCGUUGGCAACAUCACGAGUGUUCGGCAAGGCGACUUUACCCUUCUACCGGCCUGUGAACUACCUGCUGUCACGGAUUAUAAAUCGAGGGGCUGGAACUGGACGCACAACGAUAUGCAGAUACUGUCCCCGUCACAGUUCAUUAUCCCGCAUCGUCAUAACGGUUCCCUCACCGUCCAGGCCCAGCUUGCUGACUUCAACUCUACUUAUCAGUGUGAAGCCUACGUUGUACUGGCCAACGAGACUGUCGUUAAGGGCGAAACUAAAGUGCAUUUUAUAAUACCUAUAGUGGCCGCCUUCCUGACAAACCCACCGACAAACCGGUCCAUCAGAUGGGGUGCUUACUACACAUUUCCCUGCGAUGCCGGUGGGACGGAUGUCGUUCUCGAGAGACGACUUAACGGACAGGUUUGUUUUUCUUCUGCUCUCCCUUUCCCUCCCUCCCUCUCUUUCUCUCGCUCUAUUUCCACUGUUUUGAUCGAUAGUCAUCUAUAUGGUGGGGGAAAUUGUGGACUAAAGGUGAGAAGGUUAAAAUUAUUGGCAGCUGUGUGA